Molecule: messenger RNA, 2372 nt
Organism: Symbiodinium sp. CCMP2456
Lineage: Eukaryota; Dinophyceae; Suessiales; Symbiodiniaceae
Source: the annotation of a GenBank genome assembly
GCGCAUAUCGCUUGCAGGAAAUUAAGUUGCAGAACCGUGUGCAUAGCCUGGCGCGGAAAGACAAGACACGAUACGACAUCGAGGAUGCGCUUGAAGAACAAUUCCGUGCCCAGGAGGGUGGGCUUCAGGUCACUGAGGCUCAGCUAAAGGUCAGAAUGCAGCGUUGGACCGAUGCUGAGGCGACUGGCUGCCCAGCUGCGAUGCCAUCCUUGAAUGACCUCGAACAGCUUUGCCUGCGGCAGAAGGGCGGCAAGGCCCCAGGACCUGAUGCUAUUCCUAAUGAGAUCUGGAAGCUCAACCCGCCCAAAGCAGGGCGAUGGCUUUGGCACCUCUGCACACAGAUUGCACUUAGCGGCCGCGAACCUUCCCACUUCAAGAAGGCUCUCCAAUGUGCUUUAUACAAAAAGGGGCCAGCCUCAUUGCCUAGCAAUUAUCGUUCAAUCGCGCUACUCAAUGGGGUUGCUAAGAUCUGGCAUAGCCACAUCAGAAGCACGUUAGGUGCCGCCGUGAUCAGCGGCUAUGACUCUCUGCAGUUAGGUGGCCGAAAACGCAUCCCUGUAGCCUUUGCGGUGACGACUUUCCGCAAUGUGUGGGAAUUGAGUGUCGCGCAGGGAUUUUGCUGCGCUGCCAUCUUCGUGGACAUCCAGGCAGCCUACUACGAGACGAGCAGGCAACUCCUCUUUCACGGAGAUGGCACGCUUGGCGAACCGCCAGAACAUCGGAAGCGACACCUAACAGUCCUGUCUCAUAAGCUUGCGCGCAACGGUGCGCUUACAGAGAUUGGAAUCCAACAAGACGAGCUUGACCUGCUGUUGGAUUGCGUUGCCUGCUCGCACUGGCAGAUGGUCGGGUCGAACAACAUAUACCUAGCUACCAGGGGCUCCCGACCAGGAGAUGGUCUGGCUGAUGUUCUGUUUGGGGCCCUUUUGUCAGUUGCACUCCGUCACAUACGUCACCAGUGCAAGAUUGAGGGCAUCACUCAUGCCGGAGCGGGGCAGCGCAUCGGCCAUAACGAUGAGGUUGUGCCCGUGGGCUGGGCCGACGAUCUUGCCGUACUGGCCGACUUCGAAAGCCCGGCUGCCCUCCAGGCUCAGCUUCCCCGAAUGGCCGAUAUUGUCAUCAGUACCCUCGAGCACAUCCGCUUCCGCGUCAACUUAGGGGUUGGCAAAACUGAGGUAAUGGUUGAUAUCCGAGGCACGCGUGCGAAGCAGGCCAGACCCGGCCUCCUGACUGGGAACUCCGCUCUCCCCCUUCCCGAUGGUCGCGAGCUUCGCAUCUCCCCUGAGUACAGAUACCUGGGCGUUAUCCAACAGCCUCGCGACAACGGUCGACGCGACCAAGAGUUAUGUCGCCAACGCGCUCAAUCAGCAUGGGCGCAGGCCAGGAGUCUGUACGCCUCCACUUCAGUGCCCUGGGAGCUCAAGCAGGCAUGGUUAGCAGCUCGCAUUCUCCCGGCCGCAUAUGCCACUCUUGCGACUAAUACUGCCUUUUCGCGCAGAGCCACUGCACCGCUCGAAGGAUUCUUUGAGCGAGCUACCAGAGUGCUGGCCCAGUCCUGGCAAUACGGGCAUGUCCUUACCAAGCCGAGCCUAUAUCUCCUGGCUGCACUCCCUUCGCCGGAGCACGCCUCGGUUGUUGCAAAGGUGCGGCUGGACACCGUGGCCUUCCUCCGCUCCGCCUACCGGGACCCCUCAAUGCCACUGGGGUGCAAAGAACUGCCGCCACGGAACAGCGGCAGCCUACUGACGACGAACUUAGACAAGAACUCUUUGCUGCGACUGGCUCAUCAAAUGUCUAUGAUUGGCCUCGGCAUGUACAAGUCGGGGGUACCAAUGGUGUAUCCCCUGCCCCUGCCCCUAUGGAUCGGGAUGAUCAUGGUACCCGCUCACAGGUUGCAGCCGAGUCGCCUGCCAACGCAGGGGUGUGGCGAUGUCUUGCUGACGCAGAGGCCCGCAGAGCACAGGCACUUAUUCGUGCAAGCGUCCACGGGCCAAAGGGCGGCCUUGUAUGGAUACAAGGAUAUCCCAGUGAGCAAGGUCAAGGCAGCCAUUCUGGCGCCCCUCGCCGUUCUCCCCGAAGUUCAAUCCAGAGGCAUCGGUGGCCAACUCAUCCGUGCGGGGCUGCAGGCCCUUGAGGCCCAGGGGGCCAGUUUGGUCUUCGUGCUUGGGCAUCCGACCUACUAUCCAAAGCACGGCUUCAAGCCCGCGGGAGCGCUCGGCUUCGAAGCGACAUACCCCAUCGAGGAGAAAAACGCAGAUGCCUGGAUGGUCCAGGCCCUCUCUGGAGCCAGUCCGAGCGCCCGUGGCCGAGUGCAGUGCUGCGCGGCGCUGGACAAGGAAGAGUUCUGGGUCGAGCCAGAAGCGAAGACCUGA